This is a messenger RNA of Scleropages formosus (Asian bonytongue), 4741 nucleotides long. It is a transcript of the gene sec31b, whose product is annotated as SEC31 homolog B, COPII coat complex component. Gene Ontology annotation, molecular function: structural molecule activity; protein binding. The transcript has 27 exons. The coding region runs from base 133 to 3777 and encodes 1214 amino acids. Gene Ontology annotation, biological process: endoplasmic reticulum organization; endoplasmic reticulum to Golgi vesicle-mediated transport; COPII-coated vesicle cargo loading. Gene Ontology annotation, cellular component: endoplasmic reticulum exit site; COPII vesicle coat. The record is from RefSeq and is a predicted model, not a curated record. NCBI's taxonomy places the organism in Eukaryota, Metazoa, Chordata, Actinopteri, Osteoglossiformes, Osteoglossidae.
GGGAGACCGGACACACGUCAGGUCGCUAGCCGUGGAACGCCGGGGGAUGUCCAGUCCGCUGUACGGAAUACAGAAAAGCGGAUUUAUUACAAGUACACCGUUAAUUUCUAAGUUGGCUUUUUACUGAGGACAAUGAGGUUGAAGGAAAUCCUGAGGACAGCCCACCAGGCAUGGAGCCCUGCUGCGCACCAUCCUGCCUACCUGGCAACAGGUACAUCAGCCCAGCAGCUGGAUGCAUCGUUCAGCACAAGCGCUGCUCUGGAGAUUUUUGAGAUGGAUUUUGCCGAUUCCUCACAGGAGCUGAAACUGAGAGGGUCCCUCUCCACUCUUAACAGGUUCCACAGUCUCAUCUGGGUGAAUUUUGGGAUGGGAGUAGACGGGUCUUGUGGGAGGCUUGUCGGAGGCAGUGAAAAUGGCACACUGACCGUGUACAGCCCGGAGGAAAUCCUGAAAUCUGGAGAGGGGGCAGUUGUUGGACAGUCCAGCAAACACACCGGUCCUGUCCGAGCUCUCGAUUUCAACCCAUUCCAGAGUAAUCUUUUGGCGUCAGGGGCAAAUGAUUCAGAAAUUUAUAUCUGGGAUCUGAAUAAUUUCAGCAAUCCAAUGACACCAGGGGCAAAGUCUCAGCUCUGUGAGCCAGUUGAAGACAUCAGUGUGGUUGCAUGGAACAGGCAGGUACAGCACAUCCUAGCCUCUGCACAUCCAAGUGGCAAAGCUGUUGUGUGGGACCUUCGAAAGAACGAGCCCAUCAUUAAAAUCAGUGAUCACAGUAACAGGAUGCACUGUUCUGGCAUGUUGUGGCACCCCGAAGUGGCCACCCAGCUGGUCCUGGCCUCUGAAGAUGAUCGCCUGCCUGUCAUCCAGAUGUGGGACCUGCGAUUUGCUACGUCACCCCUGAAGGUCCUGGAGAACCACACAAGGGGAAUCCUGUCCAUGUCCUGGAGCCAGGCUGACCCCGAGCUGCUUCUCAGCAGUGCCAAGGACAACCGCAUCUUGUGCUGGAAUCCUUUCACUGGAGAGGUGAUCUAUGAGCUGCACACCUCGAACCAGUGGUGCUUUGAUAUCCAGUGGUGUCCUCGGAAUCCAGCUUUGCUCUCGGCGGCUUCGUUUGAUGGGCGGAUCACAGUUUACUCGGUCAUGGGAGGCAGCCUGGAGGCUCAGCAGCAAAGCAGCAUUGACAAGGUCUCAUCCUCUUUUGAUGCCAUGGACCCAUUUGGGACGGGACAGCCGCUUCCACCUCUGCAGGUGCCUCAGCCCCAGGCCAAGUCAACAGUGAUCCCACCGCUGAAGAAGCCCCCUAAGUGGGUGCGCCGUCCUGUGGGGGCCUCCUUUGCGUUUGGUGGAAGGCUCCUCACCUUUGAGAACCCCAAGCCCCAGCAGCAGCCUGGCCCACAGCCUCACACCAGGCAGGUGUUUGUCAGCCAGGUAAUCACAGAGACUGAGUUUCUGCAGCGCUCCUGUGAACUGCAGACAGCGCUGCAGUCUGGAACCUUCUCUGGCUACUGCCAGACCAAGAUCCACAAAGCAGCCUGCGAAUCUGAACAGGACAUCUGGAGGUUUCUGAAGGUCAAUUUUGAAGAGGAUGCCCGUCUUAAAUUUCUAAGGCUUUUAGGUUUCAGUAAAGAAGAAUUGCAGAAAAAGAUCGCCACAAGUUUGGGAAAGAGUGCACAACCAAAUGGGGUUGAUGCAAAUGAUCUGGCCGAAAAGAUGCAGCUUCUUUCUACACAGCGGCUUGACGAGUCCAAUGCAGAAACCUCCAUUCCCUCAGCUUCAUCCUCACCGUCUGACUUCUUCAGUCACCUACCCAACAGCAAGCCCAGCCUCCACAUCCCUGUCUCCUCAGACACCGAUGGCCUGAUCAGCCAGGCCCUACUGGUGGGAAACUUUGAGGGAGCCGUAGAUCUGUGCCUGAGCGAUGGGCGCUUUGCCGAAGCCAUCCUCUUGUCUAUCAGUGGAGGAGAGGAGCUGCUGAAGAAGACCCAGCAACGAUACCUUGACAAGCAGAAGAGCAGCAUCUCAGUGCUUAUAUCAUCUGUGGUAAACCAGAACUGGGCAGCUGUAGUGCAAAACUGUGAUCUAGACAGCUGGAAGGAAGCCCUGGCCAUUCUUCUGACGUACGCUCGACCUGAGGAGUUUGCCCAGCUGUGUGACACAUUGGGGGCACGUUUGGAGCAUGAAGGUGUGGAGAAGAGGUGCCUGCAGGCCUGCUUGUGUUACAUCUGCUCAGGGAAUAUCGAGAAGUUGGUGCAGUGCUGGGCUCAGCAGAAAGACUGUUCGUCACCCUUGGCCUUAGAGGACCUGGUGGAGAAGGUGAUGAUCCUGCGCAAGUCGAUUGAGCGGCUACGUGGCGGGGAAGUGAUGACCCAGAGCCCAGUUCUGGCAGACAAGCUGACCCAUUACGCAAACCUUUUGGCUUCUCAGGGGAGUCUGGCUGCUGCUAUGAACUACCUACCAGCCAGUUCAAAUCAGCCGGUCAUCAUGAUGCUGAGGUAUCGGCUUUUCCACGCCCAGGGAGAGCAGGCCGAGGGCCCCCAGCCGCCCUUCCCAUACAGCCGAGUGGCGGUAGGGGGAGCCCCACAUUCCACCCAGUUUGGUGUGGCUCAGCCUUCAGUUCAGAAGUCCCACAAGCCGGAGCCCUACCAGCCUGCAAUUCCCCCUAAGGUGGCAGAUGUGGGGCAGCCCCCUGCCCCUACGCUGUACACAGCACAGACAGCCCCCACGGCUGGUUCGCAUCUCCACUCUUACCCUGGGGCACCACCUACCUCACACGUCCAGACCUCUAGCCUGACACACCAACCACAAAGACCAGCGUACCCCCAGCAUCCCUCCGCUGCUCCAGGAUUCCCUCCAGCGCAGCCAUUCACUCCGUUAGCGGGGCUGACUGGCUUCCCCUCAGGCCCUGUAAUGCCAACAGCCAGCCUGGCAGGACCUUCACUGCCUCCAGCUUCAGCCUCUGGCAGCAUUCCCCUGAUGCCCGGCCCGGGCUUGCCACAGUCCAGCUUUAUGCCACCGGGCCCAAUCUCAUCUGGUUCCCUCCCAUCAACUUCACAGCCAGGGGCGUCUGUCCCCCUGUUUCCAGGAAGCUCUCACGGGCAUGUCCCGAUGCCACCAGUUUCUUCUGCCCCAUACCAGCCCGUGGGGCCUGGGUACCCACAAGGCGGUCCUGGAGCCCCCGGGAUGAAGUCUUCCUCUGCUGCAGCGGUUCCACCGCCACCUAUAGGCUCUCAGGAUGGCUGGAAUGACCCCCCUGCUGUGCGUGGAGGUCCCAGAAAGAAAAAGCUCCCUGAGAACUACACUCCACCGGUUCCUAUCACGGCCCCUGUGAUGGGUUUCCCCAUGGAGACACCUCAAGCCCCAGAGCUCAUGCAGGCACCCCCUGGAGCCCCCCAGGAGCCCAGCGUCCAGCGUCUCCAGCAGCUUCCCGCAGAGAAGGUGGAGCAACGGGAGAUCCCUGCAGAGCACAAGGUCCUCAAGACCACUUUCGAUGGGUUGCUGCAGCGCUGCCAGUUAGCGGCUGCUGACCCGCAAACAAAAAGAAAACUGGAUGAUGCGUCUAAGCGCCUCGAGCACCUGUAUGAUAGACUCAGAGAACAAACGCUGUCUCCCAGCAUCCUGGCUGGACUCCACGAGUUGAGCCGCUGCAUCGAGAGCCGCAACUACCAGCACGCCCUCGCUGUUCACACCCAGAUCGUGAGCAGCAGCAACUUCAGUGAGAUCUCAGCCUUCAUGCCAAUCCUCAAGGUGGUGAUGACCAUUGCUAACAAGCUUGGCAUCUAACCACAGGAGCAGAAAACUUGUUUCUGUAUCAAAGAUCCUUAAGAGUUAUAUCUAAAAUGUGAGCUAUUGCAAUGUGCUUUGGUGCUUUAAUUGAUAACAUGCUGCAAAUUCAUAUUUUUUUCCGUGACAUUUGUUUUACGAUUAACAAGCUGUUUUCAGUUCAAGGGCUUUUUAGUCUUGUUUGGAAGGGAAGCCAAACUUCACUGCUGAUGCGGUGCUAAUUUGCACACAUCAAAUGUGUUUGCUUGAGUAAUUACAGUUUUGUUUAUUUUUUUUUUUUUGCGGGGGGGGGGAUGCGUUGAAAUUUUGAAGAGAGUUUUGCAAAGAUUACAUUUCCGUCAGGUUUGAAUGUGAGAUGUCACCUCCCGUUACGACUUUGCUUUUUCUUUGUUCUGGAGAGAGAAUUAUUCUGGGAGCAUCGGUGACAAGGCCUCAACAAUCAACCUUCACAUUUACCCAUUUUAACACUGGUGUGUGCACUGGUAGUUAUGUGCACAUACUUUGGAGCCUCACUUUAGAUACUGUAAUUCUAGAGCACUCCAUCUGUUUAGCUAGUGAAUGGUUCUCACUCAGGCUCAAAAGUGUGGUAUUGCAACUGUAAACUUUCUGAAUAAAUAAAAUUUUGAAUUUAAUUUUUUAAAAGCAUUCUUUACCAUAGCAUCUCUCACAUAUUCAAAACAUGCCAACACUCCCAUGUCCUAAUCCAUUUCAAGUGCAAUACAAUUUUUUUUUUAAUCUUCAAAAGGAUGUAGAUUGUCGUAUUUGGUCUGAUGUCAAUCAUUAAGUAUAUAUGAACAGCUUUAAAAUUCAUCCAAGCAAGAGUUGUUCUGAUGGAUGCUGAUGUCCUCUGAGAUGUUGGAUUGCCAAAUGGUCUAUCUUUCCAUGAUCUUGUGUCAGGUAACAUAGUGGCACCGGCCUUCAUCGUUGGAGCGUUUCCUUUACUCGUUCAUUGCGCUUCACCGAU